Gregarina niphandrodes is the source of this 1968-nucleotide messenger RNA. RefSeq lists its product as hypothetical. NCBI's taxonomy places the organism in Eukaryota, Apicomplexa, Conoidasida, Eugregarinorida, Gregarinidae. The coding region runs from base 1 to 1968 and encodes 655 amino acids. The transcript has 2 exons. The record is from RefSeq and is a predicted model, not a curated record.
AUGGAGACGCUGCAUGUGGUCAUGCGCGACUUGAUAAAGUUGGAAACUCAAGUGUCUCGAGAAUUGGUUAGUAUAGCCAAUAAGAUUGUGAUUCCCAAGACUGAGAGGAAUACCUCUAUUGAAGCCAUUUUUGAGCAGCUAAAAUAUGACUUGUUGAAUCGGAGUGAGCAUGGACGGUUGUUUGUUGAAUCGCUGCAGAUGGACAUGGAGGAGAAGAGCUUGUUAAAGCUGCAUGCAAACCAUACCGAUAUAUUUGGUAAGGUAAAACGUGACCUGACCAUGCAACAGGAAACUCUGCGAAAACUCAUGGCUAACUACAAGGAAGCAUUGGUGGACACUGUCCGGUUCAACAAGGCGUGCUUGCUCUGCACAUUCAAGACACAACUGAGCCCAUCAGGCGGCCCACUCUCCGCUGCGGGAAGUACUUCAGGAGGAGGCAUACCCGGAGGAUUUGCUGGGCUACCCAACGUGCUAAACGGUGGUGGUCUUCUGAGCGGAUUCAUGCCUGGAUCCAACCUAGGGAACCAUGCAGAUUCCCUACACCGCACAGAUUCCCACAACCUCCACCGUGCAGAUUCCCACAACCCUGCGGAUUCACACAACCGUGCGGAUGCCGUGGACCACGCUGCAGUCGACAAGGCCCUAGAUGGAAGUCGUAGUGGUGGUCUGAAGUCUCACACUGUCAGAUUACGCGAGAAGAACAUCCGGUUGUAUGACCAGACCUUGCAGGCCAUUGGGGACAUGUUGCACGCGGAAAAGAGGUUUAAGGACGCUGGGAAACGCUACAAUGAGUUCUUGAUAACCUACAAGCAAAACAAGACUAGGAUGGCCCAGGUGCUAACGGACCUCGAUUUUAAACGGAUGUCCUGUAUUAAAGACUCCGCGACCAAGCUGCUCGUCCACCGUAUGGCCCAGAUCAAAAACCAGGAGUACGACUGCCAACUGUGCAUCAAGGCCAUCGACGUUGCAGACGUAGAACGGGACCUGCACAACGUGCUCAAGUCUUACCUCAUUCGGGGCAGGGCCGACUCUGCCGUCACAGGCAGCACGGUCACCGGGACCGUGAACACUGCCAGCACUACUGCUGGUGCCAGCCUGGAGCGGGCCGACGGAGCGCCGAGGAGCACUGGGCUGGACGCGGUGAGAACGAAGCCCGUGGACUUGCUCGACGUCACGGAGGCUGCGUCUGAAGCUAUGCCGUCGGAACUGAGCAAGGCGUCGGAACGAAGCAAGGCGUUGGAGCCGAGCAGGACAUUGGAGCCAGGCAAGGGAACAAGCGAGGAGUUGCACACGGCUGAGUCGGGAAGUCUUGCUAACGAAAACUUCGAGGAAUGUGCCUCCGGUUCCGUAAUAGCCUCCACUCGAGUUGACCCGAAGGUGGGCGAUCGAGUGGACGCGACGGUGGGUGGUCUUCCUCGCCGGCUUCCUCCGAAUUCAGAUGACGACAUGCCCGAUAUAUCGGAGCAGACUGGUGCGUUGAUUAAGAGCCUUACCGCUAAUAGACUCCAUGAGGAAGAGUUGGUGUUGCCUACCAUCCAGGAACGGGAGAUCAUUGAGAGGCAGAUCCUUGCUAAGACACCACCGAAGCCCUAUCCAUUCGAAGGCCUCAUCAAAGGCAUCGAGCUCCUCGGCCAAGGGCCACAGAGACACCGCAGGGCCGCGGACGAAGUUGUGCUAGCCAUCAAGAACAAGUCGUGGGACAGCCUCAAAUACCAGCUUCAAGAAGGGCUCAAAGCACCGGUCCUGUCCUCGGCCUGCGACGAUGACAGAGAUAUCGAAUACCUUAAAGGCAAAUGCGUCAUCUCAGACUUUUACAGCGGUAUUGUUAAUGGCGCGAUCGUACCGGUUAAAGAGAACAUCGAGGCUGUCUCUCGUUACAUGGCUCAGGCUCGAUUCCGACGAUAUUUUUGUGACAUGGUCUGCAAAUCGAUGAAGACCAAGGAGGAUUUGAAACUGACAUCCAAGUAA